GACACGGUGUAGAUUGCGUGUGUACAAUAUGUGUUUUGACUGUUGCAGUGACAGGUCGAAAAUCAGGCAGGAAGGGUGUGUGUGUUCAGCGGUUUCCUUUCUAGUAGGUUGGCUGAUCAGAACGAGCGGAGGGUGUGAAGGGUGUGUUCUCGCAGGGUUUUUGUGGUAGCAGUUGCGCUACCCGUUGCCUACUCGACAACACUGCCGCUGAGGCGUUGUGAGAAGAAAAAAAAAUUUAGAGAGAGAGGAGCUUCUUGUGCACUGCUGGCUGAGAGCUGUUGAGCCUGCACUCGCCUUCCUGUGGCCCCGGCUUGAGAACCUCAUUCUGAUUGCAGCUUGUCCAUGUGACUCAGUUUCCGUUGCCUGCCUUCUUCCGUGAAUAGUAAAAAAAAAAAAAAAAAAAAGAAGCAUCAGUGCCUCAGCGCCUCAGCCAGAGCGGAGGAAAGCAGCUGAACUUCACACACAUGAGUACGCACUCUGCAACGGCAAGUCAACCAGCGAUAUGGUCAGGGGAUCAACCGUCAGUGGCUUGGGAAAUCCACACCUAACCACCAGUCAGUAAGGAUGAUAAAAUGUCAGUCCACGGGCUCACUCCCAUCCUGCUCUGCUUGUUGCCUGUGUGGAGAAUCCUGACGCCAGUCUCAAGUCAUCCACAGCACGGCCCGUGCUUGGUGAUACAAAGAACGGCUCAAUGCAACAAUGCCAAGCUCUCGUCUGUGCCUGCGAGUCUGCCAGACAACAUCGAGGAACUUCAGCUUGACAACAAUCACAUCCAAACACUACAGGACACCUCUCUUCUUCGUUACCCCUCACUAAAGACACUGGGCUUAGCUUGUAAUGGUUUGGAAAAACUAGAAUUAAACACUUUCCAGGACUCAAAACUCUUAGAAAACCUCAAUCUAGCAAAUAACUAUCUUAAUAUUAGUUACCAAGAAAGUAGCCUUGCAUUAAAAAAACUACCUAGUCUCAGAGCUCUAGAUCUUUCGGAGAACAUGCUUGAUGAUGAAAUGGUUGCAGUUCUUCUUCGAAAUUUAACUUUCUUGGAGUACCUCAAUCUUUCCGGAAACUUCUUACGGAGACUGGAUGAGACCUCAUUCAGCGAUCUCUACCACCUCAAAGAACUGGACCUGCAACGAAACAUGAUGUUUGAGAUUGACGGCGCCUUCGACAGCAAUCCCAAGCUCCAGCGGCUCAACUUGGCUUUCAACUAUCUGCCCUGCCUGACUGACUUCCACAUGGCCCAGCUGGUGGUCCUCAACGUCAGCCACAACAUGAUCGAGUGGUUCAUCUCAAGGCAAGACCUCAAUGACACUUUCCAGUUAGAGACGCUCGAUCUUUCGGACAACAGACUCCUCUUCUUUCCUUUCCUGCCCACUCAAAGCCAUUUAAAGAACCUCUACCUGUCUCACAACACGGUCAGAUUCUAUGAGCAUCUGGCCGACAAAGAUGUGUUCCCAAACUCAACCUCAACGGUUGAGUUCUACAACAUAAAGUAUGUGAAAAAUGUGACUGCUGCGUUGUGGGACGACAGUCUUCACGGUGACGUCUCCUCUCUUGAGAUUUUAGAUCUGAGGGUGAACCAGGUGACGUACUUCCCUCACGGAUUUGUCCAGAAAAUGCCUUCUCUCACCAGACUUCAGAUGUGCAUGAACUGCCUGGAAACCUUAAAUCUAACGAGAGAGCGGUUCUCUGACAGCUUGUACGAGCUGGACGUCAGCGACAACAGACUGAGCGAUAUUAUAGCAGACGAAGACACACUGUCCACACUUGGGAAUUUGACAUACGUGAACCUGAGCCUGAAUGGUCUACAGUGGCUACCUGGGGGAUUAUUUUCCUCCCUGCCAAGCGUCCGGUCAGUGGACCUCAGCUACAACAACAUAGACAUUUGCAUUUCUGAGGAAGCUGAGAUCAGAACGGACACUAUGUCAAAUUGUGUGGAUUGGAAAAACCUUGCAUCCCUGAGGCAGCUUUACCUUAAGGGAUGCAACCUUGCAAGUAUUCCAGUCUCUGCAUUCGAUGGGCUGACGCUGACCCAUUUGGAACUUUCUGACAACCCUGGACUCAUCGCUCACAAAUCAAUACAAAGUCUGAGCAAAACAUUACAGCAUCUAGGUUUAGGAAACACUCUCAUAGAAGACUUUGACUUCUCCUAUUUCCAAAGUUUGAAGUUUUUAAACAUUUCAAGGAACUCUCUCGCCCACAUUCCCCCUUCUCUUCUAGACCUUGACCUGAAAACCCUCGACCUGAGGGACAACAGACUGUCCACUAUUCCCUCAGGUCAGGCGAAUGCAUUAGCCCCAAAACUUCAUACUGUUUUCCUCGCUGGAAAUCCGUUCAACUGCUGCCAAACAGAAUGGUUCAGGACGUUCAAAACAAUAGAGACGCUCGACAUGGUGGGACAAUCAGACAUCGAAUGUAAGGACCUCUCACAAUUGAUACACAGGAUGGAGCACCCCCAGUCAAUUUUGUGUGACGAACGCGGUGAAGAAUCUAUAUUCUGGUACAUCCUGCUCAUAUUACCCAUCUGUCUCACGUGUAUGGGAAUUUCUAUCAUCGGUUUUCUCAUGUUCAAGCCCAAAAUGCUACAAAAAUCGAUAAAAAAGAAGUGUUUGAAACCUACAUCCUAUUGAUACUUUAUAAACCCUAAACACAACUAACUUCUGUACAGUAUAUUAUUGAGAAAUAUUGGAAAUAAACUCAACUGAUUUCAAGUGUCUAUAAACAAAGAGGUACAGUAUUCUGUUUUGCACGCUGCCGUGUAUCGUUCUGUGAAGUGCGGUUUCAAAACCAGGCCCUAAUCCUGAUACCUUGAUGUAAAAAUGUGGCCGCGUUCUUGUGGGACUCGGUGUGUGCGAGUGUACGUGUGUGUGUGUGUGUGUGUGUGUGUGUGUGUGUGUGUGUGUGUGUGUGUUGAGAUAUGCAGAAGUAGUGUGAUGCAAGCUGUUGCUAUAAGCAGCAGAGGAAACAUGAAAUUUCCUGUUUUGCUAAGAUGUGCAGCAACUGCCCAGUUCUGUAUCUCACAGAGUACGGUUUUGAGGUUUCCUUCCCAUAAGUGACACUGACAUGCAUCAUUCACACAAAAUUCCAGUGUGUUGCUACUUAAGAGAGUUGAUUCCAGGCUAAUCUACUGUGCCGUGUACAUCGUAUCAAUGUAAUAAUAAAUUUACGUUUGCAAAGAUCACAAUAAA
Messenger RNA from Mugil cephalus (flathead mullet), 3188 nucleotides. RefSeq names its product negative regulator of reactive oxygen species (gene nrros). The transcript has 3 exons. NCBI's taxonomy places the organism in Eukaryota, Metazoa, Chordata, Actinopteri, Mugiliformes, Mugilidae. Gene Ontology annotation, molecular function: protein binding. The coding region runs from base 573 to 2630 and encodes 685 amino acids. The record is from RefSeq and is a predicted model, not a curated record.